CACCACGGGUCGUCAUUUCCGUCAGUGGCCGGACACUGUAGGAAGCAAUAGGAGAUUUGGCGCGAAUGACAAAUUGGUCCCCCAGAAACCGGCUCCAGUUAAAAUGGCUUCGAGUGAAAACGAGCCAUUUUGUGUGAAAUUUAUCAAGUCUCCUGAAAAUUCUGAAUACUUCUUCAAAGCUUAUGAGGCAAUCAAGCAAAUUCAGUCUGAUGAAUCUCUUCAGCUAACAGAAGAAAGAGAGGCACUUCUCUUAAAAGAAAAAGACAAAUCUCUCUACAUUUGUGAUCCUUUCAGUGGUGCUGCAUUUAGCCAUCUGAAAAAGCUUGGCUGUAGGAUAGUUGGCCCACAAGUUGUCAUCUUUUGCAUGGAGAAUCAAAGACGCGUUCCUCGUGCUGAAUACCCUGUCUACAAUAUGGCAAUGGCUGAUGUGACAAUAUCUUGCACCAGCCUCGAUAAAGAAACUAGGGAAGAUGUGCAUCAUUAUGUACAAAUCAUGGGAGGCUGUGUGUACAGGGAUCUUAAUGUUUCUGUCACACACCUAAUUGCUGGUGAAGUGGGCAGUAAAAAAUACCUGGUGGCUGCAAGUCUGGAGAAGCCCAUUCUUCUUCCUUCUUGGGUGAAAGAAUUAUGGGAAAAAUCAAAUCAGAGGAUUAUUCGAUACAGUGAUGUAAACAUGACAGAAUAUUUGUGCCCCAUAUUUCGUGGUUGUACUAUAUGUGUAACUGGAUUAAGCAGUUUAGACAGAAAGGAGGUGCAACGUCUUACAGCUCUGCAUGGAGGAGAGUACACAGGGCAGCUUAAGAUGAAUGAAUCAACACAUCUUAUUGUCCAAGAGGCUAAAGGCCAGAAAUAUGAGUGUGCCAGAAAGUGGAAUGUACACUGUAUCUCGGUUCAAUGGUUCUUCGACAGUAUUGAAAAAGGAUUCUGUCAAGAUGAAACAAUGUAUAAAAUUGAGCCUGCUUCUACCAUAAAAUCUGUGCCAGAUACAUCCACUCCUACAGGUGGCAAUAGCAAACCAAAUAGUCGGGCCCUUUAUGAUGUCAGCCAGAUUUCCAAUAUAAGUACAAGCUGUGUUAACGAAUCUGCUUUUAACUCCGCAAUGGCCAGCAGACUGGAUCCUCCAGCAGAUACCCUUGAAAACUUGGAUAUUAGUUCAUUACAAGCUCCAGAUGACCUACUCGAUGGCUGCCGGAUAUAUCUGUGCGGGUUUGGGGGAAGAAAGUUGGACAAGCUAAGAAAGCUAAUCAACAAUGGAGGGGGUGUGAGGUUUAAUCAGCUUACAGGAGAUGUAACCCACAUUAUUGUUGGAGAAACUGAUGAAGAACUGAAGCAGUUUUUAAACAAAACACAACACAGACCUUAUGUGUUAACUGUAAAAUGGCUGCUGGACAGCUUUGCAAAAGGACAUCUGCAACCUGAGGAAAUAUAUUUUCAUUCAAGCUAUCAACAAACUGAGAUGCCUUCACCAUUUGAGCCUGCCAUUAAUUUAACUGCUAAUAAGAUGAGUAGUACACGAGGGCCUCUGAACCAUACUCGCAACCAUCAGGCAGAUGAGGACCUGCUGUCUCAGUACACAGAAAAUAACUCCACGUUAAUUGAAGAUGAGCAUCCUAAAACCUCUAAUACCAACAGCAUUUCCCAAAUGAGCAUGCAUGAAGACAUGACCACUUGUACGAGCCAAAGUGGUUUGGCCGAUACAUCCACUAUAAUUGAAGGAGGUUUAUUCAGCCGAAAACAAUUUAUGGUGCUGGGCUUUUUGGAAGAAGAUGAGGCAUGCAUUAUAGACAUAAUAAAGAAGAGCGCUGGCAAGGUGCUUUCAUCUCAGAAAAGAGCCAUUGCUGAUUAUGCUGUAGUACCCUUACUGGGUUGUGAAGUGGAAUCUACAGUUGGAGAGGUUGUGACCAACGCUUGGCUGGGCAUGUGUAUAGAACAAGAGAAGCUAUUAGACCCACAUUCAAAUGCUCUUUUUACACCUGUGCCAUUUUUGGAAGGUAGCACACCACUGCGGGAGUGUGUGCUUUCUGUCAGCCAAUUUAUGGGUGCUGAAAGGGAUUCAUUAGUUUACUUGGCCGGUUUGCUUGGAGCAAAAGUACAAGAGUUUUUUGUGCGGAAAGCCAAUCCAAAAAAGGGCAUGUUUGCCAGUACACACUUAGUACUUAAAGAUGCUGAAGGGUCAAAAUACGAAGCAGCCAAAAAGUGGAAUUUGCCAGCAGUGACAAUGAACUGGCUAUUGCAGUGUGCCAGAACUGGCAGAAAAGCAGAUGAAGAUUCUUACCUUGUUGAUAAUGUUCCUGAAGAAGAUAAAGAUGAAAGUUUCAUAAGUCAGACAUACAAACCCCAAGCAAUCAGGCUAUCAAUGCAUGCACCAUGCCAUCUAGAAAAUCACCCGGAAGCCCUGACGAAAGCUGCAGUUACCCCACUUGACAUGAACCGGUUUAAGAGCAAAGCAUUUCAGUCUGUUAUUUCACAGCAUAACAAGAAUCCACAAACAUCUGGUGGGGAAAGCAAAGUUCUUCAGAGAGAACCAUCUUUGCAUCUUGAUACACCAUCAAAAUUUCUGUCCAAGGACAAACUUUUCAAACCCUCCUUUGAUGUUAAGGAUGCUCUUGCAGCUCUGGAAACACCUGGAGGUCCUAACCAAAAAAACAGGACACAGAGCACUCCCUUGUCUGAAGUUAUUGGUAGGAAUCUGCAGCUGGCUAUUGCGAACAGCACGCGUCAGACUGCUGCAGUUACUGCAAGCCCUCAGCUAAAGGCAGCAGAAAAGAAAGAGUUUGACAACUCCAAGCUACUGAUUAAUGUCGUUAUAUGCGUGAGCAAGAAGCUAAUUAAAAAACAAGGUGAACUGAAUGGCAUUGCAGCCUCACUUGGAGCAGAAUACAGAUGGUGCUUCGAUGAAAGUGUGACGCAUUUUAUCUACCACGGACGACAAAAUGACAUGAGCCGAGAAUACAAAUCUGUGAAAGAACGAAGUGGCAUCUACAUCGUUUCUGAACACUGGCUAUUCGCUUGUUCAGAACAGCAGAAGAGAGUACCCGAGGCUCUCUAUCCCCAUACAUAUAAUCCUAAAAUGAGCUUGGAUAUCAGUGCUGUUCAAGAUGGAUCCUACACAGCCAGCAAAUUCUCCGCAGACACCUCUCUUCAGCAGGAUGAGAAUAGUGAAUUACAGCUUCAGCAGAAUAAUAAAUUUGGGGAGACUUCUGAUGAUCAGGUUAAAAAAGCAGCUGGUGAUGGAAACCCUCAAAACCCUUCAAAAGACGUUAAAGGAGCUCUAACUCAGACUUUAGAGAUGAGAGAAAAUUUUCAGCGGCAGCUACAGGAGUUCAUGUCUGCAACUUCAGUGGUAAAGCCUAGGGGCUCUGUGGGUAGAGCUGGCUUUGAUAAUUCCCCUUGUACACCUGAAGGGGCACGUUCUACACGUAAUGGAAGAAGCAGAGUUUUGGAAGCACUAAGACAGUCCAGGCAGGCUAUGACAGACCUCAAUACAGAGCCAUCGCAGAAUGAGCAAAUCAUUUGGGAUGAUCCCACUGCCAGAGAAGAAAGAGCAAAGCUGGUCAGCAAUCUACAGUGGCCCGACAGUCCCUCCCAGUACUCUGAACAGCUUCAGCAUAAUAUGAAUGAUGCUGGAGGAAAUUAUACACCAGCAAAGGAAUCUUUAACAGAUUCUGAAAUAGCAGAAUUGGAAGCCUGUGAAUUCGAGCCUAAAUCAGCUAUGAGAACUCCUGUGAUAGAGAAUAAUUUGCAGUCUCCAACCAAACCGGAUCAUCUCACCCCUACCCCACAAGCUCCGAGCAUUGCUUUUCCACUUGCCAACCCUCCAGUGGCACCACAACCUAGAGAAAAGCCUGUGCAACCAUUUUCAAAGGAGGAAACUUUAAAGGAGCGUCGAUUCCAGCUAUCUUCAUUAGACCCUCAAGAACGAAUUGAUUACUCACAGCUUAUUGAGGAACUAGGGGGAGUGGUGAUAGAAAAGCAAUGUUUUGAUCCAAGCUGCACACACAUCGUUGUGGGUCAUCCUCUUCGUAAUGAAAAAUAUUUGGCCUCAAUGGCUGCAGGAAAGUGGGUACUGCACAGGUCAUAUCUGGAAGCCUGCAGAGCUGCAAAACGAUUCAUACAGGAGGAGGACUAUGAAUGGGGAAGCAUAUCCAUACUGAGUGCUGUGACCAACAUAAAUCCACAGCAAAGGAUGCUGGCAGAGGCUGCAAUGAGAUGGAGGAAGAAGCUGCAAGGAAUAAAGCAAAAUAUGGGUAUCGCCGAGGGUGCAUUCAGUGGCUGGAAAGUAAUUUUAAAUGUCGACCAAACAAAGGAACCUGGUUUCAAACGUCUGCUCCAGUCAGGAGGUGCAAAGGUAUUUGCUGGCCAUUCUUCUCCUCUGUUUAAAGAAGCAAGCCACCUCUUUGCUGACUUCAGCAAACUGAAACCCGAUGAGCCCAGAGUAAAUGUGGCAGAGGCUGCAGCACAAGGAGUAAACUGCCUGAAACCAGAGUAUAUUGCCGACUACCUCAUGAAGGAGCUACCUCCGCCCAUGAACAAUUACUGCCUCCCAGAUGCAAUUCCAUAUGUCCGGGUUACAGGGACUGGGCUUUCGCGCAAAAGGAAAACCUCUGGAGACGUCUCUGAUGUUAAGAGAUCACGGCAUUACUGAGAGAGUGAGAUUGAAGAGCUAGAGAAAAAGGCAGCAGCUUGGUAAUGCCAACUAUGUAGCACUACUCUUUGUGACAAAAUGUUAUGUACUCUGUCAUGUCUGUUAAUUUAUAUGGAAAUCGGUUUUUUCAUGUCAAAUACUAUGUAGAUAUGUACACAAAUAACAUUCCCUGUAUUUUAUAUACUUCUAUGUGUCCGUGCCCCAAUAUAUGUGAAAUACGUUUCAUACCCUCCCUGUUCAUUGGGUGCAGUUACCGCCCAGUUAUUUGUACACUUGUAUAAUAGGCAACCUUUUUUACUCAUACUAUUGUCAUUCCCUUAUUGCUCCUGUCCAACUAACAGUGGAUAGGCAAUAUUGAAUGAAAUGUUAUUUUCUUUUUUCUUUUAAUAGUACUGUUUUUGAGUAUAUGUUAAAAUAUAAUAAAUCUAAACAC
Molecule: messenger RNA, 5078 nt
Organism: Xenopus laevis (African clawed frog)
Lineage: Eukaryota; Metazoa; Chordata; Amphibia; Anura; Pipidae
Gene: topbp1.L
Product: DNA topoisomerase II binding protein 1 L homeolog
Exons: 28
Coding region: 104-4645 (1513 amino acids)
Biological process (GO): protein localization to chromatin; DNA amplification; mitotic G2 DNA damage checkpoint signaling
Cellular component (GO): centrosome; nucleus; chromosome
Molecular function (GO): chromatin binding
Source: RefSeq, marked provisional